This is a messenger RNA of Penicillium digitatum Pd1, 1482 nucleotides long. The record is from RefSeq and is a predicted model, not a curated record. Lineage: Eukaryota; Fungi; Ascomycota; Eurotiomycetes; Eurotiales; Aspergillaceae.
AUGUCCGUUCCAGAAACAAAAGAGCUGCGUUCUGAGUGGAAGUCAGAUGUCGAGCUUCCGGAGUAUACAUUGAAAGAUGUGGCAGCACAUAACACCAAGGGUGAUACCUGGGUGAUCAUCCAUGGACAAGGUAACAUAACAUCCCUUUCAAAUAAUCCCCCAAAAAAAGAAGGUACUAAAAUUGCAACAGUCUUUGAACUCACAAAAUAUCUGCAAGAUCACCCAGGUGGUGCAGACGCUCUCAUGGAGGUAGCCGGGAUUGAUGCGACAGCAGCCUACGAAGAUGUUGGCCAUUCUGAAGACGCCCGCGAGAUCAUGCAGCCCUUCCUAGUGGGCACUUUGAAGAAUGCUCAGCAGUACGUCCGGCCGAAGGCAGUGCGUGUGGUCUCCCAAAAAGCACCUAAAGACGCCGGUUCCUCAUCGACCAUCAAGACUAUCGCUUGUGCUCUGGGUGGACUGCUCCCAGUCUUGUACAUCUUCAGCCAAAGCAGCCAUAUCACAAACCUGGGAGCCAUCAACCAACUGAUCCCUCGCCCACCGAAGAACCUACGGUUACCUCAGGGAGGUUUCGUCAACGGCUUUUUGGCUGCUUCUGCUAUUUCCACGGCGGUGGGAGUCCUAGUGGCACGACAGGCCGGCAGAUUCACCAAGAUCGACUCGGGGUUCAUGUGCCUGCCAUCUCAUCUCGAGUCCAAGAAGGCGAUUCGUGUCGAUCCGCAUCUGACACACGGUUUCCUCGAGCCGCAACAAUAUAAACGCCUGUCUCUCGUUGAAAAGACCGAAUUAGCAACGAAUGUCUACCGGUUCGUCUUUGCCCUGCCAGCCGCCACAGAUGUGGUGGGUCUGCCCAUUGGCCAACACAUCGCCAUCAGAGCCGUUGUCGAUGGAGCAACCGUCACUCGCUCAUACACCCCUAUCUCCAACAACCUCGACCGAGGUCGCAUCGAACUCGUGAUCAAGUGCUAUCCCGACGGUCUACUGAGCGGCAAAUACCUCGCCGGCUUGACCGUGGGCGAUGAAGUCGAAUUCCGCGGGCCCAAGGGCUCUAUGCGUUACACCAAGGGUCUUUGUCGCAAGAUCGGGAUGGUGGCUGGCGGCACAGGCAUCACACCCAUGUACCAGCUUAUCAGGGCCAUUUGCGAAAACGACACCGAUACGACAGAGGUUAGUCUGAUCUACGCGAACCGCAGCGAGUCGGACAUCCUCUUGCGCGAGGAGCUGGAACGGUUCGCGCGUCAAUACCCUCAAAACCUCAAGCUGUGGUAUCUGCUAGACUCUGCGCCCGAGGGCUGGACCUAUGGAUCGGGAUUUGUGGACCAGGCGGUUCUGGCGGAGCAGCUUCCUGCACCAUCGCCGGACACAAAGGUCAUGCUAUGCGGGCCGCCCGGAAUGGUCCAUGUCACUAAGAAGAAUUUGGUUGCGUUGGGCUUUUCUAAACCAGGGGUGGUCGGGAAGAUGACUGAUCAAAUCUUUUGUUUCUAG